Messenger RNA from Sarcophilus harrisii (Tasmanian devil), 3900 nucleotides. It is a transcript of the gene BMPER, whose product is annotated as BMP binding endothelial regulator. NCBI's taxonomy places the organism in Eukaryota, Metazoa, Chordata, Mammalia, Dasyuromorphia, Dasyuridae. Gene Ontology annotation, molecular function: protein binding. The record is from RefSeq and is a predicted model, not a curated record. The transcript has 15 exons. The coding region runs from base 195 to 2255 and encodes 686 amino acids.
CCUUUCACUGAGGAGAAGAGGAGGAGGAGGAGGAGGAAAAGGAGAAGGAGGAGGAAAGAGCAGCGGCAGUCUGAGCAGCAGCAGCCUGAGCAACAGCAGCAGCAAUAGCCUGAGCAGCAGCAGCGGCAGCGGCAGCGGCAGCGGCAGCAGCAGCAAGCCCUCGUCCGGGCGACCCGGGUUGCCUCCAGGUGACGAUGCUCUGGCUCUCCCCCAGCGUCCGGCCUCUGGCUCCGCGGCAGUGGCUGGCUUCCCCUGGGAUUACCUUCAGUGUCUGGCUGCUGCUGAGUAACCUGUGGGUCCAGAUGUCUCUGGCUUCCUCAUUCCUGACAGGUUCAGUUGCUAAAUGUGAAAAUGAAGGUGAAGUCCUCCAGAUCCCCUUUAUCACGGACAACCCAUGCAUAAUGUGUGUCUGCUUGAAUAAAGAAGUGACAUGUAAGCGAGAGAAGUGCCCACUGUUCUCCAAAGACUGUGCUCUGGUGGUUAAGCAGAGGGGAACCUGCUGUGAACGAUGCAAAGGCUGCAGUUAUGAAGGAAAUACCUACAACAGCUCCCUAAAAUGGCAAGUCCCAGGCAAUCCCUGCGUUCUUCACCAGUGCCAGGAAGGAGUUGUGACCAAGGCAGAAAUGCGCUGUGUGGUUCAUUGUAAAAAUCCAAUCAAGCAGCAGGGGAUGUGCUGUCCCACCUGUCCAGGAUGUGUCUUUGAAGGAGUCCAGUACCAUGAAGGGGAAGAGUUUCGGCCCGAAGGGGACAGGUGUACCAAGUGCUUGUGUACUGGUGGUCAGACACAAUGCAUGAGAGAAGUCUGCCCCAUUUUGUCCUGUCCUGAGCACCUGAGUCAGACUCCACCAGGACACUGUUGUCCCCGCUGUGUAGGUCAGAGGAAAGUCUUUGAUCUCCAGUUUGGAAGUUGUCUUUUCCGCAGUGAUGUCUAUGACAACGGCGCCUCCUUCCUCUACGACAACUGCACAGUUUGCACGUGCCAGGACUCCACCGUGGUGUGCAAGAAGAAGUGUUCUCCCCCCGGAGCUUGUGCUAAGAGCAAAGACCCCUGUUGUGAAGAAUGCCUUGUACGCGUGCCCCCAAAAGAUGUCCGUGUGUGCAAAUAUGGGAGCAAGAUCUUCCGGGAUGGAGAGAUGUGGUCCUCCGUUAAUUGCACCAUCUGUGCUUGUGUGAAAGGCAAGACUGAAUGUCAGAAGAAGCAAUGCAUUCCUAUCAACAGCUGCCCACACGGUAAAAUUCUGAAUAGGAAAGGAUGCUGUCCUAUUUGCACUGAAAAGCCUGGCGUUUGCACUGUAUUUGGAGACCCCCACUACAACACUUUUGACGGACGGACAUUUAACUUUCAGGGAACAUGUCAGUACGUUUUGACAAAAGACUGCUCCUCCUCUGCCUCACCCUUCCAGGUGCUGGUGAAGAAUGAUGCCCGGCGGACCCGGUCCUUCUCUUGGACCAAGUCUGUGGACCUCGUGGUUGGCGGCAGCACGGUCAGCCUCCAGCAGCAUCUCACGGUCAAGUGGAAUGGUACCCGGAUAGCCCUGCCCUGGGAGACUCCUCACUUCCAGAUCGAUCUGGACGGCUACCUCCUGAAAGUGACCACCAAAGCAGGUUUGGAAAUCUCCUGGGAUGGAGACAGUUUUGUGGAAGUCAUGGCUGCCCCACAUCUCCAGGGCAAACUCUGUGGCCUCUGUGGCAAUUACAAUGGGCACAAACGGGACGACUUAAUUGGGGGAGAUGGCAACUUCAAGUUCGAUGUGGAUGAUUUUGCCGAGUCCUGGCGGGUCGAGUCAAAUGAGUUUUGCAACCGGCCUCAGAGAAAGCCAGUGCCCGAGCUCUGCCAAGGGACGGUGAAGGUGAAGCUUCGAGCACACAGGGAAUGCCAGAAGCUCAAAGCCUGGGAGUUCCAACCCUGCCAUUCUACUGUAGACUACACGACGUUCUAUCGGUCCUGUGUGACAGACAUGUGUGAGUGUCCGGUCCAUAAGAACUGCUAUUGUGAAUCCUUCCUGGCUUAUGCCCGAGCGUGCCAAAGAGAAGGGGCCAAAGUCCACUGGAGGCCAGAGCAGCAUUGUGCAGCCACCCAGUGCAAACACGGUGCUGUCUAUGACACCUGCGGGCCUGGAUGCAUCAAGACAUGCGACAACUGGAACGAGAUCGGCCCCUGCAACAAGCCGUGUGUGGCAGGCUGUCACUGUCCUGCCAACUUGGUUCAUCACAAAGGAAGAUGCAUCAAACCAGUCCUGUGUCCCCAGCGGUGACCUUUGCUUAGGACCAAAGACUUGGAAAGUUGGCGUCCCUGUUGCCUGCUUGAACAACCAAUGAAGGACUAUGGGUUUUAAAUGCAGAUUCUGCAAAAAAUGCACCCAGAGUACAUAUGUGUAAAUAUACAGAUAUAUAUACCUCUAUACAUACACACAUAGACACACAUACGUGUGUAUGUAUAGAUGUAUAGAGAGAGAUUCAAAAACAUACAACAUUUAUAUAAACCAUAGAAGGAAGAAUUAUUAUAUGUAUAUUUUUUGCUAUAAGACAUGUAUUAUUUCUAGGAUUCUAAUCUGUAAGCCAUGGCAGUUAUUGUAUAAAUAAACCUAAUGUUUCUAAUUUAAUCAGGUGGCAUGCCAACCUUAUGGAUGGCUUUCCCGAUGCAUAAACUUCAAGGAAGUUUUCCAAACACCCCAAGUGUUCUGAUGGCCUUCAUUUUGACCCUGAACCAGGAUUUGUAGUUGGAUGGAGACUGCGUCUCCUGGAGGAAGAGACUUUGUGGGCAGGAAAGAAAUGUGCACUUGUGAAAGCUGGUCGCAGGAUUGGGGAUGGAAGUGAAAAUGGAUGGACAGCUGGGUAUUUGGGACCAUAAGGUUGGUAGUGUUCCCAAGACUGACUUGGCCAGAUGCUAGGAUGGUGAUAUUUGGUAAUAGAACUAAACCAAAGAGCCAAAUAAUUUCUUCAUUUAAAAUAUUCCUUUUAAUUGUAUUUUUAUCUGUCUACCCUUCUUACACACAUACACAUGCACACACACAAACACAUAUGGUACUCCAACAGUCUCAGCUUAGUUUAAUAGCUUAUUAUUGCCUUAAGACUUUGGUUUAUUCUAUAGAGGCAAUAUGGUGGAGUAGAAAGAGCCCAGAAGAUGGUUUUAAAAUCUUUCUUAUGAUAGUGACCCUGGACAAGCCAAGUAACCUCUCAGUGCCCCUGACUAUACAUUUCAGACAAAUGGCUGACCUGCAUUGGUCAUCCAGGGGUUCUCUAGACCAAUGACAUCCCAGUUCCAGACUCAAUCCCGAUAUUAAUCAGCUAAUCAAUAAGCAUAUAUUAUGUCCCAGGCAUUGUUCUAAAUAUCGGGGCACAAAGAAAGAGCAAAAACAGUCCCUGUGCUCUGGGGGCUUAUACUUUAACAUGCAUAUGUCAGAAAAUGCAAGAUCAAUACAACUAUCUAGAUGGAGGGUAACUUGAGAUGGGCUGGCACUAGCAUCUGGGGGAACCAGAAAGGCUUCCUGGGGGAGGUGAUUCUUGGAAUGAGCCUUAAAGGUUUCUAAGAAUCAGAUUUGAGCAUAGAGAAUGGGAGCUAUAAAACCUAGAGAUGAGAGAAAGGGUGUUGUAUGUAAGAAGUAGACAGCAGGCCAGUUUAACUACAGUGUAAGAUAAAUGAAAAUUGGAGAAGUUAAGAAGGGACUAGCCUGUAAAGAGCUCAAGUAGCAAAUAAAGGUUACAUUAAUAGAUGCAGAAUUUAUUGGAAAGAGAUCCAGUGUCCAUUUACUCCAACCCAAACUGGAGCAAGAAUCUUCUCUAUCACUUACUUUUUUGUUUGUCAAAUUUUACCUCCUUGUGUCCAUGUUUAUUUAUUUUUUAUUGUAGUGAGUUUAUUUAUUUUGGAUACACAUUGCUUUAUGAAUCAUGUUGGGAGAG